GAUUUAGGUUUGGGGGGAUGGCUGCCAUUUCUACCACCGAAAAGCCGCAUAUGACGCAGAUCGAUCUGAACACACUUAACCUUCAACAGCUGACUCAACUCAAGAACCAGCUGGACCAGGAACUGACCGUGUUCCAGGAGUCGCUCCAGACCCUCAAAAUGGCAAGGGUUAAGUACAGUGGGUCAAAAGAAGCUCUGGAGCAAUUCAAGCCUGACUGGAACGAAAAACAAAUACUGGUUCCGCUCACCGGGAGCAUGUAUGUCCCUGGGACUAUCAAAGAUGCGGACAAUGUGAUCGUAGAUAUUGGAACCGGAUACUACAUCGAAAACGAUUUGGACAGUGCGAAAAAUUUCUUCAAGCGUCGGGUGGACUUUGUCCAGGAGCAGAUGGAGAAGAUCGAAGUGCUUGGCAUGGAAAAGUCGAAGAUACGAGACGCCAUCCGAGAGGUGAUGGAAAUCAAGUUACUGCAGUUCGAGAAGGAAUUGCAGAAAAAACGGGAGGGCAUUGAAAAGGAAUAAAUUAAGGAAAAAUUGAAUUUAUUCUCGUUCAGUCCAACAGGCACUAUUGAAUAACCAUGCUUUCAUAACUAACCCUAAGAUCUUUAAUUCAAUACAAAGAAUCAAAAAUACUGUAUUAUAACCAAUUGAACAACUUCCCACAUCUUUUAAGAACUUUUUUGGUCAGUAGAAGAAAUUUGUCCAUAGCUACCGGUUUGCUUUUUUCAGGUUUAUGAUAUAGGUGCAUUUAAUCUAAUAAAUUUAUUUAUACCUAUAAA
Molecule: messenger RNA, 775 nt
Organism: Uranotaenia lowii
Lineage: Eukaryota; Metazoa; Arthropoda; Insecta; Diptera; Culicidae
Product: probable prefoldin subunit 5
Exons: 4
Coding region: 18-518 (166 amino acids)
Biological process (GO): regulation of DNA-templated transcription; protein folding
Cellular component (GO): cytoplasm; prefoldin complex
Source: RefSeq, a predicted model, not a curated record